Purpureocillium lilacinum is the source of this 1149-nucleotide messenger RNA. The record is from RefSeq and is a predicted model, not a curated record. NCBI's taxonomy places the organism in Eukaryota, Fungi, Ascomycota, Sordariomycetes, Hypocreales, Ophiocordycipitaceae.
AUGGCUUCGUCGGAGUUGACCAGAACUGACAAAGUCCACUCGCUUGCUCACGAUCUCGACUUGCGAAACACCUGCGCGAACGAUGAGACAGCCGGCAUCAGGAUUGAAAAUUGCAUCGGCUUCAGCAAGGUGCCAAUCGGACUCGCGGGGCCUUUGCGCGUCUCCGGCCUGGACUUUGAAGACAACGCCUACGCACCACUCGCGACAUAUGAGCCAACACUCGUCGCCAGCUGCUCUCGUGGCUGCAAAGCCUUUAACCUUUCCGGGGGUGUGAAGUUUGAGGUUCUGGGAAACAGCAUGUCCCGCGCUCCCGUGUUUGUCUUCAAGCAUCCCGGUCAUGCUGUGGCGUUCUCCCGGGCUCUUCCCACCUUUCGCGUCAGCUUUUCGAAGUGGGCAGAGUCUACGAGCAGGCAUAUACGUCUGCAGGAAAUGCGAUCUACUGUCAUAGGGUCACAGGUUCACGUCUUCUGCGCCUAUCACACUGGGAGCGCCGCGGGACAGAACAUGGUCACGAACGCCACGCAAUAUGCCUGCGACAUGCUUCGCAAUUCCUGCGGAGACCGAUUCUCUAUUCAGGACUUCGUCAUCGAAGGCCAGUUGUCAUCGGACAAGAAGCCGUCAUGGGGGAAUGUGAAAACACCGAGAGGUGUGGAAGUACUCGCUUGGGGGACAAUCACGCCUUCUGCUUGCCAGACUGUCCUCGGAUGCAGUACGCAGCGGCUCUACUGGGCGCAACAGACUCUCAAAGAGGGCGGCAUUCGGAACGGUCAAUUCGGUUCAAACAUCAAUACGGCGAACAUUUUUGCAGCAAUGUUCAUAUCAACGGGCCAGGAUCCGGGCAGUACGGCUGAAGCCGCUUGGAGCCAUCUGACUUCAGAGCUCGAUCCAAGUACAGGGGUACUGACUAUGAGCCUUUAUGUCCCUUCCUUGCCUGUUGGGACUGUAGGUGGCGGAACCGGAUACUCGACGCAAAAAGAGGCCCUCAACUUACUCAAAUGUGAUGCGCCCGGCAUGAAAACCCGACUUGCUGGCAUGAUAGCCUCUUUCGCAUUGGCUCUUGAUGCUAGCACAAGUGCUGCUAUUGCCAAUGAUACCUUUACAGAUAGCCAUAUGCGGUUGGCUCGUGGGAGGACACGUGAAAAGCUAUGA